CCGCGUCACGUGAGGGGUGCUCCCCCGCCGGCGGGGCGGACGCGGACGGUACCCACAAUGCCUGGCGGUCGCCGCGGCCGCGCGCCGGUGCCGACGCCGCUCCGCUCCGGUGAGCCAGUGCUUUAGUUUGUAAUACGGAUUUCUGAAGUGUGCUGCAGAGUGGAAAAAUUAAGGCUUCUGCCUGCAUAACGCAGCUGUCACAACCCUCAAAAGUGGCAGUAGUUGUCCAGCACUGUUAUAUACGCUUCAGAUAGCUCAACAUGAACUUUAACCGUCAAGAUCAUUUAAAAAGUGGACAGAACAAUAUUUUUCCUUCUGAGAGCUGGCUAGAGGAUUCUGAGUUUCUCCUCCAGUGCUGUCCUAUUCAUUACCUUUUCCUAAACCAGGACAUGGAGCUGUGUUCCUUUCUUCGCAUUUAGUGCUAAUGAAAUUCUUUGCUUCAUCAGAGGAAAUGCAGAUCCAUGAAAUUACAUUGUGCACAAGUUGUUGUUAACUCUGUUGGCAAUGUCUAUGAUUUUAUCUGCCUCUGUGGUCCGUGUGAGGGAUGGACUCCCACUGUCUGCAUCUACUGAUUAUGACCAGAGCACGGGGAUGCAAGAAUGUAGAAAAUAUUUUAAAAUGCUCUCAAAGAAACUUUCUCAGCUUCCUGAUAGAUGUACUCUGAAAACUGGGCAGUAUAAUAUAAACUUUAUAAGUUCUCUGGGAGUAAGCUAUAUGAUGUUGUGCACUGAAAAUUAUCCCGGUGUCCUGGCUUUCUGCUUCCUGGAUGAGCUUCAGAAAGAGUUCAUCACUACCUACAAUAUGAUGAAGACAAAUACUGCUGUCAGACCAUACUGCUUUAUAGAGUUUGAUAACUUCAUUCAGAGGACCAAACAGAGAUAUAACAACACACGUUCUUUGUCAACAAAGAUGAAUCUUGCUGACAUGCAGACAGAAAUCAAACUGAGACCACCUUACCAAAUUUCCGUGUCAGAACUUGGUUCAGCUAAUGGGUUCUCACAUUUAUCUGCGGCAGAAUAUAAGGGUACUGGUAAGAUAUCUGCAGCUCCCCAUCAGCGUCUGGAACCUGUGACUCUGCCAGGGAUUGUCUCAUUUGUGCUUAGUCUCUUAUGUGGGGCUUUGAAUUUAAUUCGUGGCUUUCAUGCCAUAGAAAGUCUUCUCCAGAAUGAAGGUGAAGAUUUCAGCUAUGUUAUUGCAUUUUUUCUUGGAACAGCAGCCUGUUUGUACCAGUGUUACCUGUUUGUAUACUACACAGGCUGGAGAAAUGCCAAAUCCUUUCUGACUUUUGGGUUAAUUUGCCUGUGUAACAUGUAUCUGUAUGAACUGCGCAACCUAUGGCAGCUCUUCUUUCAUGUGACUGUGGGAGCAUUUUCUACCUUACAAAUUCGACUGCGACAACCACAGGGAAAGUCCCCUGAUUACAAUGUGUGACAAGUUCUGGAACAUUUAGAGGCAGUCUUGUUCCAACAGUUAUUCACUCUCAGGAAUGUAAAGCUGUUCUCCAAAAGAAGAAGCUGUCUGGAUGGGGUGCUUUUUUUUUUUUUUUUUUUUUUUUUUUUAAAAAAAAAGAAGGACACAAGAGAAUAUGUGACUAGAAGAGGAAAAUGGGUCAUAUCUAUGUGGUGAAAUGUAUCUAGGGACACCAAGUUUGGGGAAUUUGACUGGUGGCAUAAAGAAGCUUCAUUCAAAAUUAUGUUAAUGGAAGGAAUGUAUAGAGUAUGUGUUCUGCAUAUCAUGCAAACUCUUCACUUCCAAAAUCAGUUUUGCCUUUGUGAGGCAGUACGGGAUAGGCUAAAUAAAUAAUAUUGAUGCUAUUGCAUAUUAGCAAACUAGAUUUAGAAUAUGUAAGAUACUAAAUUUUGGAAUGUUUUGUUUCACAUUGACAUAUAUGUGAAUGUUUUCUUAAUUAAAAUGUAGCCUGGAAACUCUGUUUCUGGGGAUCAGCUUUAUGGCACCUGUGGCCCUCUGUCUAGUGCUAUAAAUACUUUAACAUUUUUUCAUUUAUGAUUUCUGUUUAAUUAUCCCUUGAAAGAGAUCUAUGUGGACAGCAUUUCUUUUUAGUAAUUAUUCAAAAAGUUCUGCCAAUUAACCCAAGAUUUUUGGACGCUGUGUUUGAACUCUGGAAAAGGUUGAAAGGAAGUCGAUUGGUGAGUAAAUGGAGCGACUUGUGCUUGUUGGACUAUUGUUCUUCUUUUUAUAUACUUUUAGAAAUGGAUGAAUAAUUAGUUCAAACCUGAGAUAAACAACUGGUGACAGGAAAAUAAUAAAUCAGUAUGAUUAGCUUAAAUGAA
Molecule: messenger RNA, 2291 nt
Organism: Tyto alba (common barn owl)
Lineage: Eukaryota; Metazoa; Chordata; Aves; Strigiformes; Tytonidae
Gene: SEC22A
Product: SEC22 homolog A, vesicle trafficking protein
Exons: 9
Coding region: 505-1431 (308 amino acids)
Biological process (GO): endoplasmic reticulum to Golgi vesicle-mediated transport
Source: RefSeq, a predicted model, not a curated record